AUGACCACCGAAAUUCAAUGCUACUAUUGUAAAGAGCUAACAUUUUUUCCGUCACUCGACGAACUGGAAGCUCAUAUUGCAUUCGAUCAUUUGGGGCUUGCACCGUACGAAUGUGAAAGCUGCAAAUACGCACGCUUCCCCACCGAAUAUGCACUAGCCUACCAUUCGAAGGACAUACACAACACAGAAACAUUUAUGAUGAAAAUUCGGUACAACAAAGAAGUAUUUAAGAAUGUGAGCAUUCUUAAAAGUAUAAUGUUACGCUACUACAGUACCCACACACCAACGCCUGUUUCUGUUCCAAGUACAAGUGAGAAACUGGAGACUAUGAGUGGGAUUAAUGUGAAGGUAGACGGCGAAAAACAAGAGACUCCAUCCUCGUCAUGUUCUCAGUCAUCAACCUCACCUAUGUGCUCUCCAUCCGAAUUCAAAGAGCCAGCUUUUUCGAUCAAAAAUAUUUUAACCUGA
This is a messenger RNA of Caenorhabditis remanei, 468 nucleotides long. RefSeq lists its product as uncharacterized. Lineage: Eukaryota; Metazoa; Nematoda; Chromadorea; Rhabditida; Rhabditidae. Bases 1 to 468 code for a protein of 155 amino acids. The record is from RefSeq and is a predicted model, not a curated record. The transcript has 3 exons.